ACCACCUGUCGAAACAACAGGUGCACAUGAGACAAUAAUGGUGAUAAGUUAUCAUUUUUAAAGUAAUUCAACGAUUGUUUAAAUCUGACACAUUUCGUAGCCGGUAGUGAGUGAGGUAAAGAAUGAUAACAACUGACCAACGAUAAUGGGUCUUUUCAUGAAAGUUAUCAUUUUGACGGUGUUGGCACUCUUGCCUUCUGUCUACGGUUUGUGUAAAAUGCGAGGCAUUUGCUACGUCGACGAAAAAGGCAAGAGCAAAAAUUGUUUGAACGACGACAAACAUAACAAACCUCAACCGUUAGACAAAAACCAUCCACAAUAUGAAGAAGCUCUGAGUCAAAUGCACGAAUAUUGCCCACAUUUCUACGAAACCACUGAUGAUCCUCUUUUAUGCUGCGAUGUUGAUCAAGCACUUGUGAUGGUCCAAGGUUUCCAGAGCACCGUUCCUUUUCAAAGAUGCCCAACAUGCGUGAAGAACAUAAUGAAAACUUACUGUAUAUUUUCCUGCGAUCAAAAUCAAUACAACUUCACGGAGGGUCUAAACCAGGAGGUUAACGAAGAAACCGGGGAAACUUAUUUAACAAGAGUUCAAGAAACCAUCGACGAAACUUUCAUAGGCAUCGUCUACGAUUCUUGCAAAAGUGUUUCGUACCCUAGCACUAGCGGUUUAGUCAUUGGAUCUGUGUGUGGUGCAUACGGAGCCACUUACUGCACUCCUCAAAGAUUUUUCAACUACAUGGGCAACUACGACAACACUUUUUCCCCUUUUGACAUCGUUUUUAAGAUUGUAAAUGCUUCAGAAGUGUAUGCGAUCAACAGCAGAGCUUAUGCGUGUAACGAGGCUUAUAGUGGUUCUAAAGCUUGCAGUUGCGUGGACUGUGAAUUAAGCUGUGCAGCAGACUCAAAGUUCGAAGAGUUAUCAGACGAUGAUUCAGUUUUCGGUGACGUAAGCACAACCUCUUUUAUAGUGGCAUGUGUGAUAUGUGGUCUAGGAUGUGUGACAGUAAUUUUUAUUGUGUACCUUCGUCUCACCGUCAAAAAUUUUUUCUCGCUAUACAAAGGCCAAAUAAAAGAUGAAGUUCAAGAUAAAACCAUUCAGAUAAAAGUGAACGAUUGGUUAGAAGAUUUCUUCAGAAAAUGGGGAACCUUCAUGGCGCAAAAAAAGUUCAUCGUUCUUAUUGUAUCAGUGGUCAUUCUAAUAGCUCUACCCAUCGGUAUUAUAUACCUAGAAGUAGUCACAGACCCCGUGGAAAUAUGGGCGGCCCCACACAGCAGAAGUCGCCAAGAGAAAGAUUUCUUCGACUCGAAUUUCCAACCGUUUUACCGAACCAACCAAAUUUUUUUUAAAACCGUCAACAUACCACCGUUUACGUACAACCAGACGAUCAUUGGAGAUGAUGGGAAUCCAGACGUAAUAAUACAUAAUUUUGGUCCUGCUUUUGAUCAAACGUUUCUGAAAACUGUGUUUAAUUUACAACAAGAAAUACAAAACAUUAAAUUAGAUGAUGGGUCUGGUUUUGAAAAUAUUUGUUACGCACCUUUGGUCACCGUGUUCUCAGGACCUAAAACUAUAGAUGUUUGUGCGGUUCAGUCUUUGCUAGGGUUUUACGACAACGAUAUUUCUGCCAUAGACGCUGAUAAUUACCCUCAGCAACUCGUAGAUUGUCUAGCGAGUCCUUUUACCAUUAACUGUUUAGCACCUUAUGGUGGUCCCAUUGAACCCGGGUUGGUUUUAGGUGGAAACAUGCUAGACAAUUACACAGAUGCCACAGCCAUCAGUUUAACGUUUUUGGUUGACAAUUACUUGGACAAAGACGACCUAAAGUCUGCUCUUGAGUGGGAAGAGAAAUUCAUCAACUUGAUAAAAUCUUGGGAAACAUAUAAUAAAACCGACAACAUGGAAAUAGCUUAUAGCGCCGAAAGGUCAAUCGAAGACGAAAUCGCUAGAACGUCGUCGUCAGAAAUGGGCACCGUGGCCAUCAGUUACGUCGUCAUGUUCAUCUACAUUGCUCUAGCUCUUGGUCGCUACACCUUCAAUGACAGAUUCUUGGUAGAAACUAAAUUAUUCCUUGGAGUAGGGGGCGUUCUCAUCGUACUCGGCUCAGUUUUGUGCUCAAUCGGGUUGUGUGGAUACGCAGGAGUCCCCACAACCCUGCUAACCAUAGAGGUCAUCCCCUUCUUGGUUCUAGCAGUUGGUGUUGACAACAUCUUCAUAAUCGUGCAGACACACCAAAGACAAAAACCAAGCAGCCUCAGCUUGGAAGAACGUAUCGGAGAAACCUUGUCAAAAGUUGGACCCAGCAUGCUCCUAACCAGCAGCUCCGAAAUCUUCUGUUUUGCUAUUGGUACCUUGUCGACAAUGCCAGCAGUUAACACUUUCGCAAUCUACGCCACUAUAGCAAUUUUCUUAGAUUUUCUUCUUCAAAUCACCGCGUUUGUAGCCCUUUUUACGCUAGAUCUAAAGCGGUAUGAAGACAACAGAUUCGAGAUUUAUUUCUGUGAAAGGGCUACAACCCCACCCAAAGAAAUGGGUCCGGGUUUUAUUUACAACUUUUGGAAGAACUACUUCGCGCCAGCCGUUAUGAAUUUCUGGGCUCGAUGUUCAAUUCUGGCGGUGUUUUUGGUAUGGCUUUGCGUCAGUAUAUCUGUGGUACCCUCUCUAGAGCUUGGGUUAGACCAGCAGUUGUCAAUGCCUGAAGAUAGCCACGUUCUGACUUAUUUCAACUUCAUGAACGAGCUCAUGGGAAUAGGGCCACCGGUGUACUGGGUCACCAAAGGGGAAAUUGACUACUCGUCUCAAGACUACCAAGCCAAAGCUUGCGGAGGGGUGUACUGUGACGAAGAUUCCGUCACCACUCAACUCUUCCGAGCCUUCAAACAAUCCAGCUUGACGAGCAUAGCAACGCAAGCCACUUCCUGGGUUGACGAUUUUUCAGACUGGGCGAAUGCCACAGACUGUUGUAAGUACUUCAGGGAAAAUGGUACUUUUUGUCCACACGACUACAGCGACACUCUGUGUGCCCCUUGCGACUACAACCGCAUGAACUUAACUCAAGAAGACUAUUUUACGAAGUUCGUGUCCUUUUUCUUGAUGGAUAAUCCUAAUGAGAAGUGUGCUAAAGGUGGCCACGCUUCCUACGCAGGGGGAAUAAAUUUUGAAGUGAACAAUGUGGGAAACGCUACCGUUUUAUCAUCCAGUGUGAUGUCUUAUCACACGAUCUUGAAGGGAUCGACCGAUUACAUUAGCGCUCUGAAGUAUGCUCGAGUUAUCGGUGAUAAUCUCACGAAAACGCUAGAUUUAGACGGUGUUGAAAUCUUCCCAUACAGCAUAUUUUAUACAUACUUCGAGCAGUAUUUAUCGAUAUGGACUGACGCUUUGGAAUCUUUGGGUUUAUCGCUACUUGUUGUUUUUAUAAUGGCGUUCCUAAUUUCCGGACUUAGCCUGUUUUCGGCUUGUACCAUUCUGGUGGUGGUACUUAUGAUCAUUAUUGACUUGAUGGGGCUUAUGUACUUCUGGAACGUUAAUUUUAACGCUAUAUCUUUAGUCAACUUGGUUAUGAGCGUCGGAAUAGCUGUAGAAUUUUGUGGCCACAUUGUCCACCACUUUGUCCACUCUAGAAAAAAGAAUGCUGUAGAGAGAGCAUCCGAUGCUCUCGUUGAAAUGGGAAGCUCUGUGCUAUCUGGUAUUACUCUCACCAAAUUUGCAGGGAUUGUAGUACUAGCGUUUGCUCAAUCUCAAAUAUUUCAAAUUUUUUACUUUAGGAUGUACCUAGGAAUAGUGGUCAUAGGAGCACUGCAUGGCCUCAUAUUUUUACCAGUGCUUCUCAGUUUCCUCGGUACCAUACGUUUAGGAUUCACGAACGUAAAUGAAGAACACACCAUGACACCAUCACGCAAGUCAAAAGUAUAAACUUAAACAAAUUCGGAAUUAUUUAUUUAGUGUUGUAGUUGAAUAAUAAGCUGUAAUUUAUUUUAAAACAUGUAUUUUACAUCCGAAUAAAUGAUAUUUAAAAUAA
Messenger RNA from Zophobas morio, 4016 nucleotides. Its product is annotated as NPC intracellular cholesterol transporter 1 homolog 1b-like. The transcript is spliced from 18 exons. Gene Ontology annotation, biological process: intestinal cholesterol absorption; cholesterol homeostasis. Gene Ontology annotation, cellular component: plasma membrane. Lineage: Eukaryota; Metazoa; Arthropoda; Insecta; Coleoptera; Tenebrionidae. The coding region runs from base 146 to 3910 and encodes 1254 amino acids. Gene Ontology annotation, molecular function: cholesterol binding; lipid carrier activity. The record is from RefSeq and is a predicted model, not a curated record.